This is a messenger RNA of Aspergillus heteromorphus CBS 117.55, 1881 nucleotides long. RefSeq names its product pentatricopeptide repeat-containing protein. Gene Ontology annotation, molecular function: protein binding. The record is from RefSeq and is a predicted model, not a curated record. NCBI's taxonomy places the organism in Eukaryota, Fungi, Ascomycota, Eurotiomycetes, Eurotiales, Aspergillaceae. The transcript has 2 exons. The coding region runs from base 1 to 1881 and encodes 626 amino acids.
AUGAUCAGGGAGGAGUUGAAGUGGUUGAAGGACCCGGAGAUGCUGGCGAAACGCGUGCUUCAGCUGUUGAAGGAGGGGAAGAUCGCGUUCGGUGUGGGUAUGCUUCGUCAGGCGCAGGUCGAGAAGAGGAAGAAUGUCGAGUGGGCUUGGAAUAUCUUGUUGAGGUUCUGCUUUGAGAGGGAUGCUCCUGAUGCGGCGUAUAAGUUUUAUAAUGAUAUGAAAAAACGAGGAUGUCGCCCGGAUCUACGAUGCUACACGAUUAUGCUGAACGGGUUUGCCGGGGUCAAGAAUAGAGCGCUCUUGAAUCCCGUGAAGGUCGCCCUGUCCAUUUACCAGUCAACCACUAAGGCGGACAGCAAAUUCGAGCCUUCCAUCAUCCACAGCAAUGCGAUGCUCAAGGUGUGCGCCGCUCACUCGGAUAUGGCUACUAUGUGGAAGGUUGCUGGCGAUCUACCGGAGACUGGUCCGAGCUCUCCCAACAACCCCACCUACAAUACCAUAUUACAGGCGCUCAUCAAUGUCACGAAAAAGGAUGUGGAGGCAAUGGAUCCUACGAAUGUCGAUGAAAUCAUGGCCAGAAAAGCAGAGGCGUUCAUGGAUGGCAAACGGAUGUGGGGCGAUAUCGUCUAUCGGUGGAAGACUAACCAGCUGGUGGUCGACUCCAUGCUCGCUUCGAUGAUGGCCAAGCUGAUGAAGGACACCGCCACCUCCGAUCACGAUUUAUGGGAGGUUUUCGCUCUCCUCAAACAAACGUAUGGGAUUCCGAUUCUCAUGGACGAGCCCCCGAAGCCUGUGGUCGAGAAGCCUAAGGCGACCCCACCCCCGCCUACUGAUAUCGUCAAUGAAGAAGAUUAUGUCCCGCUUGUGGAGGAAGGCGAGCUAGAGGAGCCUUUUAGGGUGGAGGAGGCGGAAGAAGAAGAGGAGAGCUUUGAGGAUCUCUUCGCCCCGGUUGUUAACGUUGAGGGUUCAGUGGUGAAAAAGCAUUUCGCCCCGGAUAACUAUGUCCUGAUGACGAUUCUCGAAACUUGCAUCGCUCUCACCCAGGGUGUCGGUCCCGGAAAGAGAUACUGGGAACACCUUACAGACCCAAAGAACGAGAGGGCGUUCCAGCCAGACAGGCUAACAUAUAACAACUAUAUGCGCCUUCUCCGACUAUCCCGGUCCAGUCGGAUGGCCCUCGAGCUAGUACAAGAGAUGGUGUCCAAGAAACAAGCAGAAGGGAAGCUAUUUCAUAUCGCAUUAACCGUCUGCCUGCGUGACCGUCGAAACUGCAAUGUGUUCAAGACCGCGAAUGAAAUCAUGCGGCUCUUGGGCGAGUGCCUUGUACUCACCGACGAACGGGCCCUGAUGGAUUAUAUGAGACUGGCCGAUAUUUUGGCCGAGACCCCGCAAACCCUGGCGCAUCUCAACGGCCUUGAUGAUGCGGGGAAGAAGAGCGAGAACGGGGGCGGAGCCGGCGUAGUCGACAGACAGAGGGCGAAGAUGCUUACCAUCGCAGCGGAACAGUUACUGUCUCACAUCACCAAGCUCGACAAAGCCGUGGAUCAUUACGUCCUGCAGGAGAACGCUCUGCCUGCGCGCACCCACGAACCCCGUAUCGAUCGCUCGAGGGCGGACCCCGUUCGCGCCAUCAGAGGCUCCGAUGCCCAUCGGGUUUUGGCCCACGCGGGACUGUUUUUGCGCGAGGUGUUGAAGAAGUACCAGAAUGAAUUCCCUACCGCGACCCGCUGUGCCAUCCAGGACGCAGUUGACAGCCUGAAGAAGUACUCCCAGCAAGAGGUGAUGCUCCAGUGCCAGAAGCGAUGGGUGUCGCCGACCCCGGAACAGCUUCGCGAAUAUCAACUCCGAGUCAACGGUCCGAUUACAAUCCGGAGAGGAUGA